Messenger RNA from Polistes dominula (European paper wasp), 5417 nucleotides. RefSeq lists its product as uncharacterized. Gene Ontology annotation, biological process: positive regulation of nuclear cell cycle DNA replication; regulation of cell cycle phase transition. Gene Ontology annotation, molecular function: nucleic acid binding; protein serine/threonine kinase activator activity; zinc ion binding. Gene Ontology annotation, cellular component: Dbf4-dependent protein kinase complex. Lineage: Eukaryota; Metazoa; Arthropoda; Insecta; Hymenoptera; Vespidae. The record is from RefSeq and is a predicted model, not a curated record.
GAAUACAGCGCCAUUUUGUUUGUUACUCCCGUGAAGCAAGCUCAGCCUAUUUCAGGUCGCAGACCUUCACUACAACAGUGUUCUUAUCGUAUGUAUAGGGAAAGGAGUAGAAACGAACGGACAAAUUAACGAAAAUUCGCGACAUUUUUGCAAUUAUGAUAAUAACCAUUAUUACUAUCUUAAAUAAAAUUUGAAUGUGUAAAUAUAAGUGAUGUUAUUUGAGACAUAGUUUGUACGUUAGUGGAUAUGAAGACGCGUUAUUGUGAUGUUAUGCGUUAUUCCUCCGAGUAUGGAAACUGAUUUGAAAGAAGAAGAAGCAGCAGUAGCGUUCAGUAAAGAAGAAGAAGAAGAAGAAGAAAUAUCGUUGGUGUUUGUAGGGUGUAUUGCAUAGGAAUGGUAUCACCGUCCAAGCUUCAACAUCAAGAGCAAAAGCAGCAACCAUCGAAAGAAUAUAUAUUGGAUAAAUGUUCGUAUGUUCGCAUACAAAAGGGUUUGAAACCUUUGGCAAAGAAGUCAUUUUAUUUGGAUAUAAAAAAUCAUGCCACUUCAGCCAAGUUAGAAGCAAAAAUCAAGGAUCUUGGAGGAGUGAUAGAAUUAUUUUUAGUACGCACCGUUAGUCUAGUUGUCACAGAUCGUGUAGAUAAAGCUGGUCAAAGUAAUUCUGACAAAUAUAAAUGGGGUUCUAUCAGUGGAGGCAGCGGGGGAACCCCCUCGCUGAGGAGCAUAGAAGUUCCAACUCCAACUCCUCCUACACCACUUUUUAGUUCUGAGUGUCCUUUGUACAAUACGACCAAUCUACAGGGUCACCCUACCCAAAGAUCUAAAUCGCGGACGGAUGCAAUGUUGGAACGUGCUCUGACUCAACCACAGCACUGUUCCGUGGAUCCUCUUGACAACGCCCUAAGUUGGGGAAUAACUAUCUGUACAACUGCAAAAAUUCAAGCUUGGCUCGAUAAAAUCUAUGCGUCUCUUCAAGAUACUAAUAACUUGAAACAGUUACGAGGAACGAGUAGGCAAAAAUUAGAAAAAGAUUUCAAAGUAAAGCAUUUAAAAGGCUCAUAUGUCAAGUUUGAACCUCUUCGCAGAGAUAAAAGACCUGUAUUUUUGGAAUUAUCAACGUGGCCAACAUUGAACUUUGACGGUGAUCCAGGGACAAGUCCCUUUGAUACAAAAAGAAGAGGAAAAUUUGAAAAUAAAACAAAUAAAGAAGUUAAAGAGAAUAGAAAAGCUAUUACAAAAAAAAAAGAGGGUAAAGAAAUGACACGAAGACCACGUACCACUGCAGCUCGUGCACGUAGAACAGAACAAUUAGGUGCAGGUUUUUGUGAAAUAUGUCGAGUAGACUAUCGUGAUCUAUCAAAACAUGUAGAAACUGAUCAACAUUUGAAUUUUGUUCGAAACGAUGACAAUUUUCUCUCAUUGGAUAGAUUAAUCAACACAAAUGCAAGUGUUGAGGCAUUUUUGAAAUUAAACGGAACAAAAGAUAUUGGAGAAGAAUGCAAUAUAUACACAAAUGAAGAACGUUCUAUUCGUGAUGUACUGCCAGAAGAAAAAGUAACGAAAAAUGCUAAAACAUUGAAUAAUUUUUCUGUACAAGGAAUAGACAUGGUGCAGUGCAAUGGUACGCAAAGAAAUUUAAAUAUUAAAUUAAAUUCUCCUCAUAAUUUACGUACACGUGCUAAACACGAAAGUGGACAUUUAUUGAGAUCAAAAGGUAGUCCUUGGCACGAAAUUGAUAAAAAUGAAAAAUUGUAUGAUAAAUUAGAAGGUUUUACUAUUAAAAAAAGGGCUAAAGGAACCAUUUGGAUCGAAGAAGAAGAUCCAGAAAAUAAAUACUCGCAAGCAAGUGACAUUAAAAAUGCUGACCAAGUAGAAUAUAAUAUUAAAUCAACGGGAAAAGAUUUAAAUGGUAUUCACCAACGUGAAUAUGGUGAUAAUAAUUCUGUAAAUAAGAAACAUAAUGUUGGUACAGAUAAUCAAGAAGUUAAAGAAUUAAAUGAAAGAAUUCCAAGUAAUGAACAAAAUGGCAUAUUUCAUCCUGAGCUAACUUCAAAGAAUGCAAACAAUACAAAUGUUAAUAGUCGCGGAGAAAUAAAUGAAAAUAGAAGAUCUACUUUAUUAAAAAAUAAUGUAAAUAUUAACGGAUUAUCCGAUAAAAAUAAUCGUAUUGAAUCUUGGCAUUCUUCUACAGAAUGUAAAGACAAGUUUGAUGGUGCAAAAAAUGAUUUAGAAUUACAAAGAGUUUCAGUAGGUGAUAGUAUUAAAGUUGCAAAUGAUCAUCAUAAUGAUAAGAAAACUGAAGUACUUUGUAGUUGCGAUACGGAGAACAACCAAAAAGGUGACGUUAAAGUGGUACAGUGUAUGGAAAAGGACUUACGUUGUGAAAAACUUAGAUCACCAAGAGCUUGUAGAAGAGGUGGUAGAAGUUUUCGUGGACGUCAAAGGUUGUCAGUCGAGGAACGUUUGAUUGAGGAUAAUCGUGCAUAUUAUAAGGUUGAAGUAUUAGGAAGUAAAUUGAGAUCUAGUACAGUGCCAGGUAGUAAUAAUGCAUUAAAUCCAACAAUUAAGGAUGCUGCAGACGAGAUUGAAAAGAAAGAGGAGGAACAACCAUCGAGUGAGAAACCAGUUGUUGUAAGAUUCAAACGUGUAAGAAAAUCGGAACUCUCUUUGCUUAGCGAUGAAGCUGAGUCAUUUAUGUUUGGAGAGCCUAAACGCGAGGAUACGAGUGAAGAUGUCAGCGAUGAAGAACAAACAAGUGUUUUACCAAGGGACACCGAAAGUGAAUUCAAUGAGACUACUGUUAGUAUCGAUAUACUUAGUUCUAGCGUGGAUUACAGUCCUCAGAUAAAACAAGAAGAGAUUUUGGAAGAAGAUUCUCAAGAUUCUGUAAAUCUUGGUAGAGCAAGAAAAAGAAGACGGACACAGGCAGAGGCGCUUAUCAAAGACAAUGUUGAUUAUUACAAGUUUGAAACACCUGGCAGUAGACUGAGAUAUCAAGCGCCAUUAACAGGAGUCAGAGGAUCCCUUAAUCCUGAAGAAGAUAAUCAUUCAGUAAUAAACGAAGAAUUACGAUCUGAUAAUAAUGGAGAUAACAAUGGAGGAGAAGUCAUAGAAAAAAUAUAUCCGUCCAAGCCUUCGGCAGAAGUUGAAAGAAUGCAAUUUUCUUUUGAAGUAGUACCUAAAUCUGAGCCAUGGUAUCAAACUUAUCAACGGCAAGACGAAGGUGCUGAAUUUUGGCAUUAUUUUAGCGAUGGUGAUACAGAAAGACCGUUCCUUUUACCUUACGAAAUAGAAAACUUUCAUGAAACUAUUUUGAGAAAUCAAGCGAAGAAUGAAAAUAGAAAAAAAGGUAGAGGUCGUAGUAUAGGUUGUAUUGGACGAUCACCUAGAAAAAGUCCACGUUGUCAUGCAUCAACAUUGGCAAUAAUGUCAACGAUUAUAAAAAAAAGAGAACAACAACAGCAACAACAACAGCUCACAUCAAACAUUUGUACGAGAGAAGAGUGUCAAUCUCCUAAAUCACAGAUUGAUAAUACUCCUAUUCCAAAAAUAGAUAUCAAAACAGAUUUGAUGAAAACGGCAGAUGCAAAAUCGUCAGAUCAAAAAUUGACAUCAGAAAUUGAUGAAGAAUUGAAAAAAAUAGUGAAAAAUAUCGAUGACAUGCUUAAUACAAGAGACAGUUUAGAUAUAGUUGAUACAUACAAUGGUUUAGAAGAAGAACCUUUCAUAGAAUCAAAUUUACCAAAAGGACCUCCGCCAAAUCUAUUGGAAAUAUUAGACAAUUGUCAUGAACUUGUACCGUGUAUAGAAAACUCAUCGUGUGCCAGUUCAGAAUGUGGUGAAGUCAAUGUUGAGUUACCAUUGAAACGUCGAAAGAGAAGGAAAAAUAGAACAGGCUGGCCUGGCAUUAAAAUACGUAAAAAGAUGCAAAAUAAAAUAAUAGUAGCACGUUCUUCUUCUUACAAUGGUCAAGGAAAUUAUAAAUUGUCAAGGGAAAAAAAUAAUGUUGAACAAAAUGUUGACAAAAAUGUUGUAACAGCUGAUACUAAUAGCAAUACCAAUGGUGAUGUUGGUGCUGAUGCUGAUGCCGAUGCUGAUGCUGAUGCCGAUGCUGACGCGGAUAUGUCUUUAAGAUUGAUGACAGAUACACGUACAGAAAUAGUUUUAUCAAAUGGUAAUAAUACAAUAUCAUCAACAACUAACAACAGGCAUGAUGAAAAAACAUCAAUGGAUAAAAAAAAUAAUAAAAACACAUGUAACAAUUGUGACAAUCCUAGCGUAUCUCCUAAAGCAUCAUCUAAAACAUCUCCUAAAACAUCAUCGAAAGCAUCUUCUAAAACAACUUCUUGUCCUAAAACGUGUCUUAGUCUGGCUGUGAUUGGUAAAAAUAAAAAUAUAGAAAAUACUGGUACAAAAAAUUGCACGGUUAAUGAUGGAUUGAAAAUUACAAAGGUAUUUAGUGAAGCUCAAAGAACUUUAUCGGAUAAAAAUUUUACAUUAAAUAUGGCGAAAGAAAAAGAAGAAGAAGAAGAAGAAGAAGUAUCAGAAAACAAUCCUGGAAAUGAUGAAAAUCAUGAGAAUGUAUUUAGGAAAGAUGUGAAUGGUGUAGUGAUAUGUUAUGAUAAUGGUGAACGACAAUUUAUAACGAAAGGUGUUGUAAAAAAACGUCCUCGUAUAAAUACAUCAUCGGAGAGUUGUGAAUCACGUACAGAAAUUGAGAAUCAUGACAUUUUAUUAAAUAGAAAGGAUAUAGAUUCUGGUCUAGUAUCUAGGAAGCAUAGUUCCAGUGAUGUGUCCAGGUUGGGAUGUCAACAAACUCAUUCUGAAAAUUCUAAUAUCGAAGUAGUAGAUGCUCAUAGAAGUGUUUACAGGAGGAGUAAAGUUGGAGUUGUUGUGACACCUAGGAAACGAGUUAUUAAUACGAGAAAACAACAACGAAGGAAUAAUAAGACUUCCUCGGAAUCCGUAUACGAGAAUGAAAAUUGUAAAAAGGAAUCUUAUUUGAAUAUAACAUCAUGUAAAAAGCAAGAAACAAUGAAAAAUUCGAAAAAACAAAGCAAUGAAACGAUAGGACCAUCGGCAGAUGUGCAAGAUACUGCAGAGCUGGAAUGUGCAUUGUCCGAACGUAAUACACCUACCACCACGGCAACAACUAUCAUGCCGUCUUCUGGUUUAAAACAAAGACGUUCAAGCAUCGAAUUUCAGCCAGUAGUUAGAAUGAUGAAGAUAGACAAUUCAGUUGACGUGGAUCAUAGUAUUUUGUCAGUGACAGUAGCAAGUAAUAGAAGAUUAAGAAGUUCUAAUUCUCAUAAUAGUAGACCUAAUGCUCAGCCACCUCAUAAACGUUUAAAAACUUCUCGUGGACAAUUUAGAAGGUGGUUAAAAAGUAGCUGAAAUUCUGGGUAAAAAAAAAAAAA